AGGUUUCAAAGGGGGGGGGGGGAAACCGGUGACCAGACGGCUCUUGAAAAAGAUGACACAACUCUGGUUUACACCCGCAGUGAGCAACUCCCCGGUGGUGCAUAUCGCGUAACCGUCCAAGUUGCUGAUAUUCUCGGCAACGUCGGUGAAGGUUCUGUUGAAUUCGCUAUCAGUGGUACUAUUCCCACCGUUGCGAUUCACUCCCCUGCUUCAGGUCAAACCUUCGAGCACGGCGAACCGCUUAUCAGUGGUGAAUUUUCGGGCGCAUGUGCUGUUGAAGUAACGACAUUUACUCUCAACGAUGUAGCUGCAACACCAGAGGUAGAUGGAAAUCGAUUCUCAUAUACCCCUGAGGCAGCACUCACCGAUGGGAAUCACACGGUUGUCGUUGAAGUCACUGAUGGUGACGGCAAAACGGCGGAAACAUCUGUUACCUUUACGGUAGCAGUACCGAAAGAUACGUCGCCGCCUGUCAUCUCUGAAGCCGCUCCGUCUGGAGUUAUCAAAGGCGAUAGCUGGAUAACACUCUCAGCGGUUGUCACUGAUGAACAAUCCAGUGUCGUGAGUGCGAAGUUCGGUGUUGACGAUAAACCAUUCCGAUCCAUCCCGCUUGCGCAAAUCGCUCAAGGGCGCAUCCAGACUGCAGAGAGUUUCACGGCAGGCACGCACACCGUAAGGCUCAUCGCAAUCAGUGAAGGUGGUACGACCGAACAUUCGUGGACUUUCACACUCGUUGUUGAUAACGUCGCACCGAGCAUUACCUCGAUCUCUCCGACAGGAACUAUCCGUGGCGGACUUCCAACGAUCUCCGCAAGUGCCAACGACGAAUCAGGCGUUGACGAAAUCGAUAUUGUCCUGAUGGAUAGCGACGGUAAAGAGGUGAAAGGCGAUACCGAAGAUGAUGGCGAAGACGAUGUCGAAGGUAUCACACGUUUGGAUUUCAAUCCUGAAGAGCCCCUUGAUGAGGGAACUUACUCGAUUGAGGCACGUCUGACCGAACGCCGGCCGCAGAUUUCGAUAACCUACGCAGAUGCUGAAUCUGGUGUAGAUAUGGAUUCUAUCCGCUUCGUUCUGGACGACAACCUGAUUAACCUCAAACCGAACCAGAAGUCCGCAUCACAGGUGAUAUACACCCCAGAUGUCGAACUCGCUUUCGGGCAACAUACGGUCAAACUUGAAGUGUCUGACAUGGCGCAUGAAGAGGGCAAUGUCUCUGAAAAGAGCAGUGGUGCCCGUGAAGCGAACAUGGCAGUCCACGAGUUUACUUUCUUUGUUGAGAGUGAGGAAGGUCCAGUAUUGGCAUCUCGUCCGAUUAAUGCACCCAACCCGUUCAAGGAGAACACUCGUAUCUCCUUCACACUGACUCGACAAUCCACAGUGAGCAUUGUCAUUUACGACAUGACGCUCCGACCUGUCCGAGUCCUUGUCGAUAAUGAGGUUUGGGACGCAGGCGAGUACAUUGGCAAGGGCGCAAUCGGUUGGGACGGAACCAGCACUGCUGGUGAAGAUUUAGCUCGAGGCGUUUACUUCUGUCAAAUUAUGGUAGCAGAUGGUUUUGAACCAGAGUAUGCUAUUCUCAAACUCGCACUGACGCGCUAA
Messenger RNA from Geodia barretti, 1599 nucleotides. The record is from the annotation of a GenBank genome assembly. NCBI's taxonomy places the organism in Eukaryota, Metazoa, Porifera, Demospongiae, Tetractinellida, Geodiidae.